AUGGUCUUUGAGUGGAAGAGCGAGGCCCACUUUCACAGGGUCCCCAAGUUGACCCCAGGGCCAGCCAAUGUCUAUUUUGGCGAUGUUUUCACCUCGUCAACCCCGGGCGCGGCCAACCCCCUGACUGGUUCCAUGUUCUUCCUCGAUUAUUCUGAGCACAACGACCCAGUUCCAAAGUAUGAUUAUGACGAGACCGGAGUUGUUCUGAAAGGCGAGCUUCACAUCAAGGACGAGAAUGGAAAUGAGGCCAAGCUGCAGCCGGGAGACACCUUCUUCGUUCAUCGUGGCAGCACUAUUACCUUUUCUACUCCACGCUAUGCUAUUGCAUACAAGUCUGCGGCACGGCAUUCUCAUUAG
Clonostachys byssicola is the source of this 357-nucleotide messenger RNA. The record is from the annotation of a GenBank genome assembly. Lineage: Eukaryota; Fungi; Ascomycota; Sordariomycetes; Hypocreales; Bionectriaceae.